AUGUCGUGGAGAAAUCAAGGCAUUACCGGCUCAAAUAACAUUCCUCUUGGGAAGCGCCGCUUCGCUGAUGAAGAGGAUGGAGCUUCUGACCAAGAACCGAGCAGGGGCCGCGACCCAGCACCCAGAACUGAAGCCGAUGGUCCUCGCCGACGGAAGAAGCGCAACCGAUGGGGCGAUGCAUCUGAAAAUAAGGCUGCAGGCCUCAUGGGGUUGCCGACUGCCAUCAUGUCUAACAUGACCAGCGAACAGCUCGAGGCCUACACUCUGCAUCUUCGAAUAGAAGAGAUCAGUCAGAAGCUACGUAUUGACGAUGUCGUCCCUGCCGAUGGGGAUAGAUCGCCUUCGCCCGCGCCACAGUACGACAAUCACGGCAGACGUAUCAACACGCGAGAAUACCGAUAUCGCAAGAAGUUGGAAGACGAGCGACACAAGCUGAUUGAAAAGGCUAUGAAGACGAUUCCUAACUACCAUCCUCCACAGGACUACCGCAGGCCCACCAAGACCCAGGAGAAGGUCUACGUGCCUGUGAAUGACUACCCGGAAAUUAACUUCAUUGGCUUACUUAUCGGACCCCGUGGUAAUACACUCAAGAAAAUGGAGGGGGAGUCUGGUGCUAAGAUUGCUAUUCGAGGCAAGGGCUCUGUCAAAGAAGGCAAAGGCCGGUCAGAUGCUGCUCACUCGAGCAAUCAGGAGGAAGACUUGCAUUGCCUCAUCAUGGCUGAUACAGAGGAAAAAAUCAACAAAGCGAAGCAGCUCAUUCACAACGUCAUUGAAACGGCCGCGUCCAUUCCCGAAGGCCAAAACGAGCUUAAGCGCAAUCAACUGCGAGAACUUGCCGCCCUCAACGGUACUCUCCGGGAUGAUGAGAACCAAGCUUGUCAAAACUGCGGCAAAAUUGGCCACCGCAAGUACGACUGCCCCGAGCGUCAAAAUUACACUGCUAGUAUUAUCUGUCGUGUUUGCGGAAACGCGGGACAUAUGGCCCGUGACUGUCCCGAUCGGCAGAGGGGUGCUAGCUGGCGGAAUGACGCCCGGCCUGCAGGCAGAAUCAAUGGCGGCGAUGCCGUUGACCGUGAAAUGGAGCAACUUAUGCAAGAACUUGGAGGAGGUUCCGGACCAGUAGGCCGAAUUGAAGCUGGUCCUGGGGGCGGCGAUCAAAACGGAACGGAUGUCAAGCCCUGGCAACGUGGCCCGACUGGUGGCCCUGCUCCCUGGAGAUCCCGCAACAACGACUCCAACGAUGGAGAGCCUCGUGGAUCUGGUGCCGCGCCGCCUUGGGCCAGGGAACGAAAUCGCGGUGGGCAUGACCACCAUGGGGAUCGUGACCGCGACCGAGACCGUGACCGCGACCGUGACCGUGACCGCGACCGAGACCGCGACCGUGACCGCGACCGCGACCGCGAUAACGGUUACAGUCAAGGCUACGGCUCAUCCGCAUCAGCUGCUCCUCCCCCAUGGCAGCAGCAACAGCAGCAGUACCCGGCUCCCGGAACCCAGGGCGGGUAUCCUGGAUAUGCUGGGUAUGGCGGCUAUGCUCCUCCUCCUGGUAUGGGUGCACCCCCAGGUCUUCCUCAGAAUGGUGCCGGACUGGCAGCCCCCCCGGGCCUCACUGGAGCAAAUCCUAUGAUUCAACAGUAUGCCGGAGCUGCUGCACCAGUUCCUCCCCCGCCACCACCGCCUUCGGGUGAUGCGCCGCCGCCGCCGCCGCCUCCUCCUAGCAACCAGCCUCCCCCUCCGCCUCCUGGCGCUUGA
Molecule: messenger RNA, 1752 nt
Organism: Metarhizium album ARSEF 1941
Lineage: Eukaryota; Fungi; Ascomycota; Sordariomycetes; Hypocreales; Clavicipitaceae
Product: Zinc knuckle domain containing protein
Exons: 5
Coding region: 1-1752 (583 amino acids)
Biological process (GO): regulation of mRNA splicing, via spliceosome
Cellular component (GO): nucleus
Molecular function (GO): zinc ion binding; mRNA binding
Source: RefSeq, a predicted model, not a curated record